Messenger RNA from Porites lobata, 489 nucleotides. The record is from the annotation of a GenBank genome assembly. Lineage: Eukaryota; Metazoa; Cnidaria; Anthozoa; Scleractinia; Poritidae.
GAAAUCUGUUUUUCUGGGAUUGGGGGAAGAACUGUCGCUAAACUUCGUUCCUUUGAUUUAGGGCGCGUCAGAGCCUUUCAGCCUCAUGUAGUUAUUUUAGAGAUAGGUUCUAAUGACCUUUGUGAGGCCGGGAAACGCCCAGAAACUAUUGGCUCAAACAUCGAGGACUUUGUCCGCAUGUUACACGGUCAGUUUAAUGUGAAGUUUGUGGUAGUUUGCCAAAUUCUUAAUAGAGCGACAGCCCCUUCGCAACAUCCCGACUUCAAUUUGGGUGUUCAGGUCUUGAACAAUUACCUUAAAGUUGUCUUGGAGCCCCUGUCUUACGCCGAGUUUUGGAACCACAAAGGCCUCCGAAGACCAAGCAUCCCCAUGUUACUGCGGGAUGGCGUUCAUUUAAACGACCGGGGCAAUUAUGCUUUAUAUCGUAGUUACAGAGGGGCGAUUUUGUUUGCAUUAAAGAAACUGUUUUCCCCAGCUCAGAGGGCCUGA